AUCUUAAAGCAAGUGGGGCCUAAUUAAAAUGAUCCCUCAAAAAAGCAAAAAUAAAACAAAUAAUGCAGUGAAUCUGAAUAACAUGCCCAAAUUGCACUUGCCCUCUCUUCUUGCUAUACACAGAAAAACACAACAAAACAAAACAAAAUAAAAUAAAUCCGUUGACUUAUUGACUCUUUCAGACAGCUCCCAACUUCCCCAUCGUGCAAUUUCUCUGAGUCUUAACUCCUAAGAAACUUUUCUCAAACUCCAAAUCACAACACAAACAAAUUAUCUCAAAAAAAGAGAAAAAAGGAAAAGAAAUAACAAUUAGAAGUAAAAAGAUGGGCGAAGAUGAAAAGAAGAAAGGAGCAGCAAGUGAUCAUCAGCAGUAUCCGCAUCCACCUGAGUAUGGAACGUUCCAAGGCGUAGCCAACUAUCCGCCGCCGCCACCGCCGCAUCAGCCACCGCCGACAGGAUUCCCUCAGCCGGUUCCGCCGCCUGGAGCUGCCGACCCUCCUGCUCCUCAUCCUCAGUACUACACUCAGGGAUAUCAAACUGUUCAAGGCUAUGCAGUUGCUGAAGGAAGACCAGUAAGAGAGCGCCGCCUUCCUUGCUGUGGCAUUGGCUGUGGCUGGUUCCUGUUUAUUAUUGGUUUCUUCCUUGCUACCGUCCCCUGGUAUAUCGGUGCACUUAUCAUGCUAUGUGCCAGGAUAGACCACCGAGAGAAACCAGGAUAUAUUGCUUGUGCAGUUGGUGUGAGUAACGCUUAUUUCCUUUCAUUUAGAUUUUUGGAAGGAUCUGUUUACACGUUAUGCUGUUCUUGCUACAAUUGCUAUCAUCCUCGGUGCAACAAAGGGAGGUAAUGCCUGGUAAUCUCAGAGGGAGGAAUUGUAUAGCUUGCAAGAUUGAUACAUACACUAGUCCAGAUUCUUGAAAGGCUGUAUAUGGAUGUCAAUCUGCUUAUAAGUUAUAUUAUACUGUUUGAACUUGUGAAAGUCAGUAUGAUAUCUUUGAUGGUUUAUAUUUGAUGAUGCUAUCUAUUUGUCAGUGAUCCAAAGCUCCAAGUGUGAACAAUAAUAAUCGAAAUUUGUUUGGUGUAAAAUUUGGAGGCCAGAGAUGUUACCUCAUUAAGUUUCCCUCCGAUCC
Prunus persica (peach) is the source of this 1128-nucleotide messenger RNA. RefSeq names its product 60S ribosomal protein L18a-like protein. The transcript is spliced from 4 exons. The coding region runs from base 324 to 845 and encodes 173 amino acids. Lineage: Eukaryota; Viridiplantae; Streptophyta; Magnoliopsida; Rosales; Rosaceae. The record is from RefSeq and is a predicted model, not a curated record.